UCCUUCUCCCCUUAUUAGACAUUCUCUGUCUAUAUGCACGAAAACAUUAGUUUAAUGGGGAAUAGUCGCACAUGAAACCUUCAAAGAACGGAUUGUUAACGCUCUGUAUGUGAAUGGUUAAAACGCUAAGGAAUUCUCCUACAUUAAGGGGAGGCGGCUCAACAUGGAAGACUGUUUACACACCUCAUCCGACAACCUGGCCAAGUUGGUCAAGUGGGCGCACAGCCACGGCACCAUCUGCACCCUCAUCCCCAGCCUCAAGCACCUGCUCACCGAGGGUGCCCAUGGCAACCUCACCGCGCUCUGGGGUUGCGGCGCGGGCCACGCCUACCACUGGCCCCUCACGGCCACCUGCAAGACGAGCCAGAAGGAGCGCGUCUGCUACCCGGACAGCCGCAGCAUCAACGCGGAGAGCAUGAUGCAGGGGGGCCCGGGCGGGGCGGGCGCCCAGCGGGAGCGCUUCCUGGAGCGCGGCGCCAAGGGCAAGAGCAACUGCGUGCAGCCGGGCGACUCGUGCGACUUCUCCAACUGCAGCGAGCAGUCGGAGGCGGACGACAACGCCGAGGAUUACAACAGCAACCUGUUCGACAUCGUCUGCGAGUCGUCGGCCACCGACGAGGACGGGGACUCCGAGCCCCACCACCAGCAGCACGCCAUGCUCCGCAAGAGGACUACCCCUGGUGGAGGUGGAGGAGGAGGAGGAGGGGGGGCAGAGGAGCGCUCGGGAGACCCCGUCCUGAAGAAGAUCAAGCAGGAGACGGCGGAGGACUACUACACCGUGGCCAACGCCCAGCUGGCGGCCGGCGUGCUCUCCGAGGGCGGCCCCUCGUCCACGGUGGUCUCUCAGUCGCCGCGGCCGAGCUCCCUGACCCGGCCCUCGUCCCACUCCUCCCUCUCCCACAAGCUGUCGUCGGCGGACGGCGACUCCCUGGGCGUCUCCCCCUUGCCCAUGGGCAGCGGCUCCUCCCCGCACCCCCAGACACUGCUGCGGCCCAUGCGCGCCCCUGGCCACGUCGCCCAGGGCAAAGCGCCCGGGCAGAGCUCGGGCACCCCAGCCGGAGCCUUACCGCUGCCCAGCAAGAGCGAACUGCUGGACAGGAUGCCCGGGGACGAGCUGUCCAAGUCGGGCGUGUCGUACGGAGAGCUGGGCGCAGGGAUGAACCCAGACCUGGAGCUGAUGACGGGCCAGGCCUUAAACGCCGACUCCAGAGCGGAAGCCUCGGGCUGUUUGGGUUACUCCACCCAAGCGAGAGGCUCAACAGAGGGGUCCAUGUCAUUUUUCUAUAACUCCACUAACGAGCUGUCUGUCCAAGGCAAACAGCAGCUCGAAGAAUUUGUUUCGAGUAUAGAUCCCGGCACUCUGCACAGCCUCCAGGCGGUCAUCGGUAAGAUCCUCUCUCUACGUGAGCGAGCGCCGGCCCAGCACUCACAGCGGGUCAAGCGCCCUCGCCGCCGUAGCCUUCACCAACCACAACCACAACCACAACCACAACCACCACCACCACCAAAUCUACACCCACACCAGCCCCAGCCCCAGAACAGUGCGCCCUUGCUUGGGCAGAUGUGGGAGGAGCGCCCCCUGGAGGUGGUGGGUCAGGGGCGGGCGGGCCACAGCUCUCCGGGGCCUGGUCAGCAGGAGCUGUACACGGGCUGCGGCGUGUACCUGCCCACCGUGCGGCUGGCCGCCAUGCACCAGGAGUCCCGGCAGGACUGCAUGCGCCUGUUCCACCAGCUGUUCGAGCACUUCUUCAGCGAGGACGACCUGGUCGGGGCCGUGGCCUUUGGGAAGAGGGGCAAAGUGCCCAAGGGCAAGAAGGUUCUGGACCGAAGGAUUGUGGACGGAAUUAUCACGUAUGUGCUCCGCUGCUCCUCGCUGGACGGCUGGACGGCAGUGGACUCGUCCAAGCUGAAGAAGGCCUGCAUCAACAAGUGCAGGAUGAGGAUGAGCCAGCGCAGGAGGCUGGGACAGAUGACCUUCUUUAACCCUGAGGACUAUAUGAUGGGGACCUCAGACCUGCAGCCCUCAGUCGACGACGACUUUUUGUCUCCGGCGCUGUUUGAGAUCGAGCGUCUGAAGGCGCUGCUGCAGGCGGAGAAGAGCAAGAGCGAGAUGAUGGGCGAGACCAUCAGCAGCCUGAAGCAGGACAAGGAGCUGCUGCAGCAGGAGCUCACCAAGAAGGCCGAGCUCAUCUGCGACUUCCUGCAGGACCAGCUCAGGCCAGAAAAAAGGAGGCCUCAUUCGUCCAAUCAGAUGGAACCAGGAAGCUCUCAUCAGCUAAUCAACAACUACGCUGAGGAGGGGGGCGGGCAGUUUGAGUCUGCUGCCCUGUUCGACUCCUUCGAGGAAGUGGAGCUUCACCCCCUGGACAGACAGAGGAUCAAGAUCUCCAAGAGAUGUCGAGAGGGGGAGAACACUCGAGUCCGCAUGAAGAACGUGGUGGGAGUGAUUGCGCGGUACAUGGCCGCCCUGCAGGAGUUCCGCCGCAGCGUCUCCAUGAAAGUGGCCUUCGACCGCAUCGGCGUGGACCGCAACACCAUCUCGCGCACGGCGGCCAUCGCCGAGCUCAGCCUGGCCGCGCCCGAAGUCUUCCACGCGCUGCCCCCCUGGGACGAGAAGGAGGAGACGCUCGCCCACUACGCCGUCCGCUGCCGGCAGGCCAUGGACGACAACAUCAAAGCCAAGAUCAAAACCAUGAAGGCCAAGGGGGAGCUCCUGCCCAUCGUCAAGAUGGAGGACCAUAGCGAGGCCUACCGCGAGAUGGAGGAGCGUAACGAGGCCUACCGCGAGAUGGAGGAGCGUAACGAGGCCUACCGCGAGCAGAACGAGAAGACCAUCCGCAGCACCCAGACGGCCAUCCGCAACUUCCGCGACUUCCUCAUCGCCAAGUACCCGGCCGAGAUCCGCGAGAUCUACGCCAUCCCGCCGCAGGAGCUGGACGCCUACCUGGCCUCGUUCUUCGUGGACGCGCGCCAGAAGGACGGCUCCGAGUACGAGCCCAACAGCCUGGCCAACUACCAGUGUGGCCUGGAGCGCUACCUGAAGGAGCAACGCUACCACUACAGCAUCACCCGCGACAAGGAGUUCCGCCGCUCGCAGGAAGCCCUGAAGCAGAAGCAGCUGGAGCUCAAGUUCAAGGGCAAGGGCAACAAGCCGCACAAGUCCAUGAAGCUGACCGUGGCGGACGAGCUGCUGCUCCGCAAGAGGGGUCUCCUGAGCCGCUACAACCCCGAGGGGCUGCUCAACCUGGUGUGGCUCAACAACACCAAGGCGUUCGGCCACUGCACGGGCUUCCACAGCUCCACGCUCAAGUGGGGCGACAUCCGGCUCGUCGCCUCCGAGUCGGGCCCGGAGUGCCUGGAGUGGACCUACCAGGACCCGAGCGACGCCAACGCCAAGACGCGACGCUCGGGCACGGAGUGCCGCAUCUACGCCACGCCGCAGAGCGGCCACACGUGCCCCGUGCAGGACUACAAGGAGUACGCGCAGCGCCGGCCGCAGGCCAUGUUCUACGAGGACGCGCCCUUCUACCUGUCCAUCAAGCCCGUGGUCAACCUGGCGGCGCUGCACUGGUUCAACUGCCAGGCGCUGGGCAAGAACAAGCUGGCCAAGAUGGUGAAGACCAUGUGCGAGAAGGGCAACAUCCCCGGCCGCCGCACCAACUUCAGCGUCUACCAGAGCUGCAGCUCGCUGUCCGAGGCGCAGAGCAAUCAGCUGGUGCUCAUCUGCAACAACCUCAGCCAGCAGGCCGGCCAGUCCAUGAGCGGCCACUCAGGAGGGCCCACUAACUUCGUCAUCGCCGGGUCCUUUGACCCUGCUGACGCCAUGUAGUCCCAGACUGACCAGUGGUCAGAAAAUAUAACCCCCCCCC
Messenger RNA from Sardina pilchardus (European sardine), 3869 nucleotides. RefSeq lists its product as uncharacterized. The record is from RefSeq and is a predicted model, not a curated record. The transcript is spliced from 10 exons. NCBI's taxonomy places the organism in Eukaryota, Metazoa, Chordata, Actinopteri, Clupeiformes, Clupeidae. Bases 164 to 3829 code for a protein of 1221 amino acids.